AGGUGACAUCAGUGAUAUUUCUCUACAAUGCAGUCAACAGCAGCCUGCUUUAAAGGAACUAAAAGAGAGAGAUUUUAAAUUGGCGAGCUGAGUUUAGUAUUUUCAUCCAAGCAAUAACAUCAGCCAGAAAAAGGAGCUCUGUCGAGUUUGAGUCCUUUUGAAUAAAGAAAAGGAAAAAUGGCUUCGAUGUUGCUCAGUAGACAGCUGACUUGUUCUCUGCAACAAAACUCCAGGCUGCUUGUAUUUGGACACAGGUCUAUCAGUCAGGCUGCAGCUAAAAUUGAUUUGGAUUUUGAUUACGAUGGACCUUUAAUGAAGACAGAGGUUCCUGGGCCUAGAUCCAGAGAAUUAAUGAAAGAGCUAAAUGGAAUUCAGAAUGCAGAAGCUGUACACUUUUUUUGCAAUUACGAGGAGAGCCGAGGAAACUACCUUGUAGAUGUAGAUGGGAACCGCAUGCUGGACCUCUACUGUCAGAUUUCAUCCAUCCCAAUAGGUUACAGCCAUCCAUCUCUAAUAAAGCUUCUACAGCAGCCACAGAAUUUGAGUACUUUUAUUAACAGACCUGCUCUAGGGAUUUUACCUCCAGAGAACUUCACUGAAAAACUAAAGGAGUCUUUGCUUUCGGUUGCUCCUAAGGGCUUGCAGCAGGUUUUCACCAUGGCCUGUGGCUCUUGCUCUAAUGAAAAUGCCUUUAAAGUAACAUUCAUGUGGUACAGGAACAAGGAGAGGGGUCAUAAUAGCGUCACAAAGGAAGAACUGGAAACUUGCAUGAUUAACCAGGCUCCGGGUUGCCCAGACUACAGUAUUUUGUCCUUUAUGGGUGGAUUUCAUGGAAGAACUAUGGGUUGCUUAGCUGCAACUCACUCUAAAGCAAUUCACAAAUUAGAUAUCCCAUCACUGGACUGGCCUAUUGCUCCAUUUCCAAGACUAAAAUAUCCUCUGGAAGAGUUUGUGAAAGAGAAUCAACAGGAAGAAGCCCGCUGUUUAGAAGAGGUGGAAGAUCUGAUUGUGAAGUACAGGAAAAAGAAGAAGGUUGUUGCUGGAAUAAUUAUUGAACCAAUUCAGUCAGAGGGAGGAGACAAUCAUGCUUCAGAUGACUUCUUCAGGAAGCUGAGGGACAUUGCUAGAAAGCACGGCUGUGCAUUUCUGGUGGACGAGGUGCAGACAGGAUGUGGCUGCACUGGGAAGUUUUGGGCCCAUGAACACUGGGGCUUGGAUGACCCAGCUGAUGUGGUAACAUUUAGUAAGAAGAUGAUGACUGGAGGGUUUUUUCACAAGGUGGAAUUCAGACCCAAUGCUCCAUACCGGAUUUUUAACACUUGGCUUGGAGAUCCUGCCAAAAAUCUCAUGCUUGCUGAAGUCAUUAAUGUAAUUAAAAGAGAGGACCUUCUAAACAAUGCAACCCAUGCAGGGAAAGCACUGCUGACUGGGCUGUUGGACUUGCAGGCUCGUUAUCCCCAUCUAAUCAGCAGAGUGAGAGGACGAGGGACAUUCUGUUCAUUUGAUGCUCCAAAUGAUGCAACUAGGGACAAGUUAAUUACCAUCGCCAGAAACAAAGGUGUCGUGCUGGGAGGCAGUGGUGAUAGAUCGAUUCGUUUUCGUCCGACCCUAAUUUUCAAGGAUCACCACGCACAUCUCUUUCUGAACAUCUUCAGUGACAUCUUAGCAGACUUCAAGUAAAUGAGCAAUUCACUUGCACUGAACAAUCUGAUCCUUUAAGAUUAUAAAAUUAGUUUAAUUAAAUCAUAUAUAUUUUCACAUACAGGAUAAAAGGUGAAUUCAUAAACUAAGGUUUGUUUUUGUCCAUGCUUACCAUCAAGGUGAGCUGCUUUUAGCUAGAAUACUGGACACAUGCGGAGCUUUGCAAUUGGUUGUGAAUUUCAGUUCCCCAACAAGUGCACUCAGAUGACCAUACUCUGAGCAGUGCAUUGGGGCUCUUGCACUUGCCUGGUGCUGGACUGCACUCCACUGUCAGCCAUGCCACCUAGGCCAUUCCAGAAGUAAGAAAAUCCUCCUAACAUGCAUUGCCAUGCAUCUUUGAUUGAAUAAACAUGACAGUAAUAGCUCUCUCUCCAUGGGUAAACACCCUAAUUUUGCUUUCUCCACUUUGUGUCCAAAGGAAGCAGCAGGCCUUGUGGGUGUGAGGUGGAAGCUUAGGAAAUGUCUGCCAAGCAGAAAGUGCCAUUGUCUAAGUUAUUGGGAUAAGAGAACAAGUGUUUCAAGGAAAGUUCUGCUUUCCAGCACUGCCAAGUACAGUAUUGCACAGAAUCACUUCCAGCUCUGUUCCCAUAAAUACAAAGUUUGCCCUACUCUACCUUCAGCAUAUACCUGGUGUUUCAGAAACACUGACGCAUGUGGCCAAACUGCAGUGCUGUACAUGAAAGUGAGGAGCUAUAAUUCCUUUCUGACCCUUGAUUUCAGAACACCUUUGACUUGUUAGUUAUUACAAUCUAAAGAGCCAAAUUUAUGUACGCAAAACCAUACCCAAAGGUUUCUCUUGUAAUGGAGCUUUAAAAAAAACCCCACAAAGCAUAUACUGUACUGCAGUCUCAAAGUAUUGGUCUAAAAUGUCAAGACUUGUAGGAUUAUUAACCUACUUGCCCAUGAUAUACAAAAUAAGUAUAAGCAGACGUGCAAAAAUGCAAAAGCAUUGCUUUGUAUCUGAGCACUUCCUAACAUCAGAUCCAUUUUGAUUCCUAAAUGUACCCCCAUAAUGCAAAGUAUUUCUGUUCUUUUAAGAGAAUCUUCUUUCCUACAGUAGUCGUCCUUCAGGGGUCCUUACGAAACCACAGGAUUUAUGAAUGUCAGUGGUAGUUAAUUUGUUUGCUGUUAGUUCCUUUAUGCAUGUCAUUCAUGUAUCUAUAGAAAGGCUGUUUGCCUGAGGCUGAGUUGUUGAGCUGGCACUGACAUUUAUUUCCUUUUUCCUGACAAAAGAGCACUUGAAUUUUGGGACUCUGAGACUCAUUUUACAUUAUAAAGCUUUAUAAAUAUUUUGAGUCAACUAGGGAGUGUAUCAGGUGAAACAAAACAGCAUAAAUUAAGUGUCCAGCAUGUCUACCAUGAAAAUCAAGAUGAGACCAUCAGAUUAGGGGAUUCUAGUCAGAUAAUUUCAGUGAAAGACAUGCCUACAUCCUUCGGCCUGCUUUUGAAAAUCAUCCUUUUGUGGCAAAAAGAUUUACAGUUAGCUUUAAUAAUUAGUGGCAACAAGCACCCAAGGAAAAUAAUUGCUGCUAGUUUAAAAAUAACCAGGUCUGAGCAUGCCUGCCUCUACUACACAAAUUCCUGGCACCUACUGGUCUGUUUUCUUUGUGUAGACUUACCCUGGUGAAGUUUACAUGCAAGUUCAAAGGUAAGAAAAUAGGUAGCAAAAAGGAUGAAUGAAUGUAGACUGCAGAUGUCUUGACAGAGUUGGCAGGUAACUGUACAGCAAAAUCUCAUUGUCACCACAGUCCUAGUAAACCUAAUACUUCCCAAAAGAAUGUCAGACUAAAGAACUGCAAUUACAGCAUUUGGGGAAUUAGUUUCUUCAACAUAUCACUGCAGUAGAUUUUAAUAAAUGUCUCUAGCAAGUCUUGUACUUUUACAGAAUCAAAGGUCCAGUAAUUUUAAGUCUUACUGCAUCCUCACUUUUAUUAUACUCUAGGUGUUUUUAUAAUUUUUACUGACUGUGCACAACAUAUACUGAUUAAAUCAUGUUAGAAAAUAUAGAACGCACCACAGCCUACAUAUAAUGAAGUAAUAUUGUUUACAGCGUACUGUGGACAGUGCCAAAUAAAUGUUUAAACAAGAAUACCUAACUGCACUUCAUGAUGUAACUGAUACCCAUUCAAAUACAUCCAUAAAAUAAAGUCCAUUUCCUGUGUAAUCAGUAUUCUUAAAUAAAAUAUUUAUAAUUGAA
This is a messenger RNA of Alligator mississippiensis (American alligator), 3898 nucleotides long. RefSeq names its product 4-aminobutyrate aminotransferase (gene ABAT). The transcript has 16 exons. Gene Ontology annotation, molecular function: pyridoxal phosphate binding. Gene Ontology annotation, cellular component: mitochondrion. The record is from RefSeq and is a predicted model, not a curated record. Bases 178 to 1680 code for a protein of 500 amino acids. NCBI's taxonomy places the organism in Eukaryota, Metazoa, Chordata, Crocodylia, Alligatoridae. Gene Ontology annotation, biological process: GABA catabolic process.